CAGAGCGGUAGGAAAAUGAUCGCUGGCGUUCCAAUGGGGAAGCGCAGGGUCCCGGUGGAUCCCGGAUGCCGUCGGAGGUGCCUGUGCUGAGCUGGAGAUCGGAAGACUCCUGCUUCGAGAGGCCCCGCGGGGUGGGUUUUCUUCAAGGCUGCGGCAAGCAAGCAGCGGCAACGUAUUCCCGGCGAAGAGCUGGAGGUUCCGGCAACAGCCACGACCGCACCGCCCCCGAGUUUGCAGCGUGUUUGGGAAAAUGUGGCCGCGAGCAGCGGUCCUCUGGCAGCGGUAGCGUUUGCUGCUCGGGCAACGCCGUUUCCCUCCUUUCGGACGGCUUCUGUCCUGUCCCCCUGGCGGGUGUGAAACAGCCCUCGGUGCAAGAUCUUCGUCCUUCAGACCCCUUUUUUCGUCCGCUUCGAAAGUUGACAAAUUGACUUCCUGAUGUCUGCGGAUCCUGUGCAGCCUAAAAACGGAUGAUUUUAUUUUAUUUUUAUUUUUGCAUUUUGCUGGACGGGCUGGAUACAUUUCUCAACGUUGAUCGGUGGCUCUUCCCUUGCGAUUUAAGGUGCUUUAAGGAAAGGUUUUUCCAUUCCUGGACGUUUCUCUUCCAGCUGAUUGCUUUUCAGCCGUAAGCCUGGCUUUGGACGGGCUCUGGGAAAUCAUGGGGCUACCUGCCUUGGAGUUUAGCGACUGCUGUUUGGACAGCCCCCAGUUCCGAGAAAGGCUAAAAUCUCACGAAGCUGAGCUGGACAAGACCAACAAGUUCAUCAAGGAGCUGAUCAAGGAUGGAAAGGCACUCAUUGUGGCCCUUAAAAAUUUGUCUUCAGCAAAACGAAAAUUUGCAGACUCCUUGAAUGAUUUCAAAUUUCAAUGUAUAGGCGAUGCAGAAACAGAUGAUGAAAUAUGUAUAGCAAAAUCCCUGCAAGAAUUUGCUACUGUUCUAAGGAACCUAGAAGAUGAGCGCAUACGAAUGAUUGAAAAUGCUGGUGAAGUCCUAAUCACACCUCUGGAGAAAUUUCGAAAAGAGCAAAUUGGUGCUGCUAAGGCAGACACCCAGGUGGACCUGGUCAGGCAGCACUUUUAUGAAGUUUCUCUUGAAUAUGUCUUCAAAGUACAAGAAGUUCAGGAGAGAAAGAUGUUUGAGUUUGUGGAACCACUGCUGGCAUUUCUGCAAGGGCUGUUCACGUUUUACCAUCAUGGCUAUGAGCUUGCAAAGGAUUUCAGUGAUUUCAAGACAGAGCUGACAAUCAGUAUACAAAAUACAAGAAACCGUUUCGAAGGCACCCGGUCAGAAGUUGAAUCCUUGAUGAAGAAAAUGAAGGAGAAUCCUCAUGAGCACAAAAACAUCAGCCCCUUCACCAUGGAGGGCUACCUUUACGUUCAGGAAAAGCGUCAUUUUGGGACAUCCUGGGUAAAGCAUUACUGCACAUAUCAGAGUGAAUCCAAACAAAUAACAAUGGUGCCAUUUGACCAGAAGUCUGGUGGAAAGGGGGGAGAAGACGAAGCUAUUACUCUCAAAUCUUGCACUCGACGGAAGACUGAUUCCAUAGAGAAGAGAUUCUGCUUUGACGUAGAAGCUGUGGAUCGGUCCGGAGUAAUUACAAUGCAGGCACUUUCUGAAGAAGAUCGAAGGCUGUGGAUGGAAGCAAUGGAUGGCCGAGAACCAGUGUACAACUCAAAUAAGGACAACCAAAAUGAAGGCAUGGCCCAGUUGGAUAAUAUGGGUUUCAGCAUCGUCAAGAAAUGUAUCCAUGCCGUUGAAUCUAGAGGGAUCAACGAACAAGGACUCUACAGAAUAGUUGGGGUCAACUCCAGAGUUCAAAAACUAUUGAGUAUCUUAAUGGAUCCCAAAACUGCUGAGACCGAAGAUGACAUCUGUGCAGAAUGGGAAGUUAAAACAAUCACCAGUGCACUGAAAACAUAUUUAAGGUGA
Messenger RNA from Thamnophis sirtalis, 1927 nucleotides. The record is from RefSeq and is a predicted model, not a curated record. NCBI's taxonomy places the organism in Eukaryota, Metazoa, Chordata, Lepidosauria, Squamata, Natricidae.